AUGAGGGUUCUUCUAUCAAUUUUGAGCGGACGUGCAAUCAAAAUAGAAGAUAUUCGAAGUACACACGAUGAUCCUGGUCUCAGAGAGUAUGAAGUUAAUUUAAUACGUCUCUUGGAUAAAAUUACAAACGGUACGAGGGUUGAACUUAGUGAGACUGGCACAUCAAUGUACUUUCAGCCUGGUAUUUUAGUUGGUGGGCAAGUCACACAUACAUGUUGCACACAAAGAGGAAUAGGUUACUACUUAGAGGUUCUGUUAGCUGUAGGACCAUUUUGUAAGGAGCCUUUAAAUGCUGUGCUCCAAGGUGUAACACAUCAUGAUCUGGAUGUUUCUGUAGACAAAAUCAAAUCGGCAGCUCUGCCAGUACUAUUAAAGUUCAUACUUGUAGAUGAUGGCUUAGAACUAAAAGUAGUCAGAAGAGGUGCACCGCCUCUUGGCGGUGGUGAGAUAGUUUUCCGUUGCCCCGUGCGCCGUCACCUUCGACCGCUGCAGUGGACGAAAUGGGGACUGGUAAAGAGGAUACGCGGAGUUGUGUACGCUUUGCGUGUCUCUCCAACUAUGGCUAACAGAGUGGUGGAGUCAGCAAAGGGGGUGAUGAUAAAGUUUCUUCCCGACGUAUACAUCAACACAGACCAGUGUAGGGGUCCCAAUGCUGGCAAAAGCCCCGGGUUUGGUGUUAGUUUGGUCGCUGAGACAAAUGAGAAGACAUUUUACUGUGCAGAAGCUAAAUCGUUGGAAGCAGGUAGCGGAGAAACUUCACUACCAGAAGAUGUUGGUAACGAAUGUGCACUGAAGCUUUUGGACGAGAUAUAUCGUGGUGGCGCAGUAGAUUCCUCGUUUCAAUGGCUGUUAGCAUUGUGGAUGGCGUUGGGACAAAAAGAUGUCAGCGAAUGUGUUGUGGGGCCACUAUCAGACUACACAAUUAGUUUUUUACAACACCUGAAAGAAUUCUUUGGAGUCAUGUUUAAACUCGAAGUGCUGCGGUCAGAGUCGGAGGACGAGGCAUCCGAUGACGACGAAGAGCACGUGACUAAAGCUCAGAAGGUUAAAAUGACUUGCGUUGGAAUUGGAUAUGUUAAUAUUAGUAAGAGGACAUUGUAA
Molecule: messenger RNA, 1101 nt
Organism: Parnassius apollo (apollo)
Lineage: Eukaryota; Metazoa; Arthropoda; Insecta; Lepidoptera; Papilionidae
Source: the annotation of a GenBank genome assembly